AUGGGUGAGGACGUUGACGCUGUUGGCGACCCCGGCAUCGGCGAUGGCCAUCGACGCAGGGGCGAAGCUGCCGGUGCCACAAGAAACCGGACGGACCACAAAGAACGGAGGAGGCCAUCUCGAGCAGAUAAUACCCAAGAUGCCCACGACAGCGACGAAGACGACUCAGAUGCCGGGUCUGAUUUCAGCUCCGUCUCUGUUGACGAGCUCCCGCCCAUCCGGGCUUAUGGUCACACAUACCACGGUUCCGGUGUACUACUAAUGCCGAAUGACGAAUCCGAGCGAGCCCGUCUAGAAAUUCAGCAUCAACUAUUCAAGCUAUGUCUAGAAGGUGGUCUGACGGCGGCGAAGCUCCCCAAGGACAGACCUCUCAACAUUCUUGACAUUGGUUCUGGGACCGGCAAUUGGGCCGUUGAGAUGGGCGAGCAGUACCCUCUGGCCAAGAUCAUGGGAAUCGACAUCUCCGCCGCGCUCUUACCCACGACUGUACCGGCCAACGUCGCCUUUGAAGUAGAAGAUGCAAACCAUGACUGGGCUCGUGAGAAGGACAGCUUGGACUUUGUGCACAUGAGGAACCUCGUCGGCGGGGGCGUCUCGGACUGGAAGGCGCUUUUCCGGCAAGCGUACGAACAUCUCAAGCCCGGUGGACAGAUUGAGUUCGCCGAAGUGAGGACGAGGUACUUCGACCUCAUUGACAGCAGCGGAGACGAGCCCAUUGCGUCCACGGCUGAAGAGGAGAAUCACGGCGGGAUGACGGCAUGCCGCGAGUUCGAGGUGCGGUUCUCGGAAAUGGCCAAGAUUGCAGGCGUGGACUUUGACCCGACGCCAAAGAUUCCUGCCAUGUUUUCUGAAGUUGGUUUUGAGAAGGUGGCGCGUUGGUCGGAUCUGGUUCCCAUACAGGCUGUGGGACAUGAUGAAAAGAUGGUCAGAAAAGGAGCACAAUUUGCUCAGAUGCUGGAAUAUGGCUUGGAGAAUUACUCGUUGGCAGUCUUUGGCAGGGGCGGUUGGGAUGAGAACGAUACCCGGAGUCUCCUGAAGAGAGUCCACAAGGAGUCGCGCGAUACCGCAAACGAGGCGUAUGGCAAAGUAUCAUUUGUCACGGCGAGGAAGCCUUUGUGA
Colletotrichum abscissum is the source of this 1119-nucleotide messenger RNA. RefSeq names its product methyltransferase. The record is from RefSeq and is a predicted model, not a curated record. NCBI's taxonomy places the organism in Eukaryota, Fungi, Ascomycota, Sordariomycetes, Glomerellales, Glomerellaceae. The transcript has 3 exons. The coding region runs from base 1 to 1119 and encodes 372 amino acids. Gene Ontology annotation, molecular function: methyltransferase activity.